GUCAAAUCAGUUUCGUCUUCUUCAUUAAUAAAGCUCACAGUUUUCUGUUCUCUGUAUGUGAUCUGAUGCUGGUCGGUAAUAAACUUAACAAAACGUCGCCGUUGUUAUAGAAAUAGAAUGAGAAGAAUCACCUCGAUUUCUUCAAUAAUAAUAAAAUUAGGGUUUACGAAACCAAGAGUCCGAUUUUACUCUCAUGUUCCGUUAGGUCCAUUGACACGCUACAAGAAUUUGGUUGAUGAAGGGCAGUUAAAGCAUGAUCCUUAUCAAGAAAAAGUUGCAUUUGAAUUGGAAAAAUUGCUGGGUAGAUUGCAACAAUAUGAGAAAGAUAUGGAGGAGUAUCAUGUGAAGCUUGCAAAUUGGGAGAAAAAUAGAGAGGAUGAGAGGAUGAAGCUUUUAAUGGAAGAAGCUGAGCAGAAGCAGAAAGGAGGAGGGGAUACUAUGUGGACUUCAUUCAAAAACCAAAGGAAUAAACUUAUUGAAAGAUGGAUGUUUAGGAAAAAGCCUUUAAAUAUGGAGGCUGGAGUAGGUAGAUGGGUUUCAUAUUUAAAUAGAGAAAGGAAAUUGGACUCUGCUGUCGGUCGUCGUCCAAUAGCUCCUCCAGCCCCGAAAGGACUUUACAUAUAUGGCAAUGUUGGGAGUGGGAAGACUAUGCUGAUGGAUAUGUUUUAUGCUGCCACUGAAGGCAUUGUUAAACAUCGACGAAGAUACCACUUUCAUGAGGCUAUGCUGACUAUAAAUGAACGUAUGCAUAAGAUAUGGAAGAAUCAAGUGGAGGAACAGUCUUUUCGGCCAAGUGCAUCUAGCUGGAUUAUGAGUCUUCCAUUUGAUUCAAAAGUCAAGGAAUGGCUAGCUGCAGAAGAAAAGUAUAAGCGAGAAGUGCAGAUGAAAAACAUCCUUCCUGCUGUAGCAGAUAAGUUUCUCGUAGACCGGCAAGCAGGUCAAAAGGGGGCUAGUAUUCUUUGCUUUGAUGAGAUACAGACAGUUGAUGUAUUUGCUAUUGUGGCCUUAUCUGGAAUUCUGAGCAGAUUGUUGACUAAUGGGACAGUUAUUGUGGCCACGAGUAAUCGAGCACCAGAUGAGUUAAAUCAGGAUGGUAUGCAGAGAGAGAUCUUCCUGAAAUUUGUCUCGAAAUUGGAAGACCACUGUGAGAUUGUUCUGAUUGGAAGUGAGAUUGAUUAUCGUCGCUUUAUAGCUCAAAAAUCUAAAACCCGGGUUCACUAUUACUGGCCAUUGGAAAGUACUGCUGUGAAGGAGUUUGAGAAAAUGUGGUAUCAUGUCACAGACCAGAUUGGACAAGAAAUCACCUCUGCUGCUAUCCCAGUUAUGUUUGGAAGAAAGUUGGAGGUUCCUGAAAGCUGUAAUGGUGUCGCAAAGUUCGGAUUUGAGCAUCUAUGUGGACAGCCGCUCGGUGCAGCAGAUUAUAUUGCAGUUGCGAAAAAUUAUCACACUGUCUUCAUAUCUGAAAUACCAAUGAUGAAUAUGGAAAUCCGAGACAAGGCACGUAGAUUUAUCACCCUCAUAGAUGAGUUAUACAAUCAUCAUUGCUGCCUAUAUUGUUCUGCAGCUUCUUCCAUUGAUGAUCUAUUUCAAGGAACUGAAGAGGGUAAACUCUUUGACUUAGAAAGUUUUCAAUUUGAAACAGAAAUCGAAGGUGGAAAACUCCGCAGAGACGUUUUAGCAGAAGGAAGUGUGAGUUCUGGAGGUGCACCAACUGGCAUAGUUUCCAUGCUCUCAGGGCAAGAAGAAAUGUUUGCAUUCCGCCGAGCAGUUUCACGCUUGAUCGAAAUGCAGACGCCUUUAUACCUCGAAGGAGUUAAACUACUUCAUCCUUAUUAUCAAAGCGACCAUCAAGGGUUGUCGUCUUUACAAUCUCAAGCACUACUGUGAGCUGAACUCCAGCUCUAAUCUUAAACUUGUACCGCAAGGUAACUAUAAAUCUGUAUCCGAACUUAACAGUUCAGUUUCAGUAUCACAGGCAGAGACAGGCUCAUCAAAAGCUUGACUAAAAAUGGGGAAGAUGCGUCAUCAAAGGCUAUACAUGUUACUCUUUUUCUUCAUUUGUUUAAUCAAAGCCAAUAAUAAUUCUUACAUUAUUUAUCAUUGCAGUCAAAUUGGGCAACUCCCAAUUGAAAAAGUAAUAUUUAUUUAUUGUAAAGGAAUUGCCUUUUCUAUAGCUCAUGACGAAUCAUACAAAUUUUUUA
Molecule: messenger RNA, 2201 nt
Organism: Mercurialis annua (annual mercury)
Lineage: Eukaryota; Viridiplantae; Streptophyta; Magnoliopsida; Malpighiales; Euphorbiaceae
Exons: 13
Coding region: 118-1887 (589 amino acids)
Cellular component (GO): cytoplasm; mitochondrion
Molecular function (GO): ATP hydrolysis activity; ATP binding
Source: RefSeq, a predicted model, not a curated record